Molecule: messenger RNA, 1176 nt
Organism: Diutina rugosa
Lineage: Eukaryota; Fungi; Ascomycota; Pichiomycetes; Serinales; Debaryomycetaceae
Product: phosphopantothenoylcysteine decarboxylase complex subunit
Exons: 1
Coding region: 1-1176 (391 amino acids)
Biological process (GO): coenzyme A biosynthetic process
Cellular component (GO): phosphopantothenoylcysteine decarboxylase complex
Molecular function (GO): FMN binding; phosphopantothenoylcysteine decarboxylase activity
Source: RefSeq, a predicted model, not a curated record
AUGACCGAAGACUCCAAAUCCCAAGCGCUCAGCAAUCUUCGGUGUCCACUGCCACCUCCUAUCUUGAACAAUCCCCCUCGCAACAUUGACGAGCUGCUAGAGCUCGCCAGAGGCGAUUUGGAUAGUGUGGCGUUGAACGUCGCCGCAGAUCAGCACCAGCGCAACCCAUCCGUCCACGCCCAUUUUGAAGAGCCAGAAAAGGUGAGACUGCGUCUGGGGCUGAUACUACAACAAAGCCUCGACGCGGUCGUCGAAUCAGAGCCACCAGCGCUGUCACCGACGCGAAUCCCCGAGCAAAACGCCAACAUCGAUCCGCGCCUCGUCCAAGAUGAUGGUAAAAUCCACAUUUUAUUUGGCGUGUGUGGUGCUCUCAGUACUGCCAAGAUCAAGUUGAUUAUCGCUAAGCUUUUCGAUAUAUAUGGCGCCAACCGUAUCGCCAUCCAGCUCAUAAUGACCCAGCAACUGUCCAAUUUCAUCAGCGUGGAGCUGUUGCAACAGCUUGAAACGGUGAAGGGGGUCAAGGUGUGGCACGAUGAUGAUGAGUGGACUACGUGGAAGACUCGUCUGGAUCCGGUGUUACACAUUGAGCUCAGACGAUGGGCGGAUAUAUUGAUCAUUUGCCCCCUCACUGCCAAUACUCUUUCCAAGAUUGCCAUGGGUAUCUGCGACAACUUGUUGACCAAUGUCGUGCGGGCGUGGAACACGCUGUUCCCAAUCCUUUUGGCCCCGGCGAUGGUGCUGUAUCUGUACAAUGCCAUCACUACUAAGCACCAGCUCCAGGUGAUCCGCGAGGAAAUGCCGUGGGUGGAAGUGUUGCGGCCAGUGGAAAAGGUCAUUGGUGCCUAUGGUGAUAUCGGUAUGGGGGGCAUGAUGGACUGGAACGAGAUUGUCGACCGCAUUAUCAUGAAAUUGGGCGGCUAUCCCGAAGUCGAAGACGAUGGGAAUGACGACGAUGACAACAACAACCAUGAUGAUGACGACAACGACGAUGAUGACGACGAUGACGACGACGACGAUGACGAUGAUGAUGAUGAAGACGACGACGAUGACGAUGACGAUGAUCAGGACAAGACUCGUGAUGAUGUCAUCAUUGACGUUGGCAAUGCUGAGAUUGAUCCAACUUACGAUGAAUUCAAGAAAGAUCUCAGCAGAGUAAACCACCUCGAAGAAUCGUGA